AUGGAUCAAGUCCCGGAACCACCGUCAGUGAAAGAACUGGAGCGAGUUUUAUGGGGUGGGAAAAAGUCAGGGAAUCAUGUGGAUGAGGUGUGGCCCAAUUUGUUUCUUGGGAACAUGUCGAUAGCCAAUGACCGUUACGGUUUAUGGAAGCUGGGCAUCACGCACGUUCUGAACGCUGCCCACGGGAGGAUGCACUGCCAGGGUAGUCAUGAGUUUUAUGGGUCUUGCAUCGACUACCACGGAGUCCCUGCGGAAGAUUCACCAGCUUUUGAUCUCUCGCCCUAUUUAUGUCCCUCUGCUGAAUUCAUACACAACGCACUCACCUCUCCCGCAGGUAGGAUUCUUGUUCACUGUGCUGUUGGGGUGAGCAGGUCAGCCACGCUUGUGCUAGCAUACUUAAUGAUCUAUCAUAAUUUCCCUUUACUGGAAGCCAUCAAAAAAGUCAAAGAAAACAGGUGGAUCUUUCCUAACAGAGGUUUUCUGAAACAACUGCGAGCUCUGGACAUGAGAUUACAUCAAAGACUGGAGAGAAUGGCUGCUGCUAAGUUUAGUAAAAAGGAAUACCUUUCUGUCAAAGACCUGGAAAAAGUUUUGGACUCUUGUAAGUUAGAUUUGCACCAAAUAGAUGAAGUUUGGCCCAACAUUUACAUUGGAAAUGUGGCAAUAGCCCAAAACAGGACUGCCUUACAGAGGUUAGGUAUAACUCAUAUAUUAAAUGCAGCACACUCUAAGCGCGGAAGCAUAGGGGACCAAAGCUUUUAUGGCACCAAGUUUGUGUAUUUUGGUAUUCCAGCAGAUGACUCCACUCACUUUGAUUUGGAUAUAUACUUCAGACCAGCCGCUGAUUUCAUUCACAAAGCGCUGAAAACACCAGAUGGAAAGAUUCUGGUGCACUGCAUCAUGGGUAUGAGUCGUUCAUCCACGCUGGUGUUGGCGUAUUUGAUGCUGUACCACCACAUGCCGCUGCGCAGCGCCAUUCAGAAGGUCAUUCAGAAAAGGGCCAUUUACCCAAACAGGAAUUUCUUAGCGCUGCUUCUAGACCUGGAUCUUCAGCUAAAGAGCAAACCCAAAACCUGCACGCUUCUCUAA
Chanos chanos (milkfish) is the source of this 1089-nucleotide messenger RNA. RefSeq names its product dual specificity protein phosphatase 26. Lineage: Eukaryota; Metazoa; Chordata; Actinopteri; Gonorynchiformes; Chanidae. The coding region runs from base 1 to 1089 and encodes 362 amino acids. Gene Ontology annotation, biological process: protein dephosphorylation; negative regulation of MAPK cascade. The record is from RefSeq and is a predicted model, not a curated record. Gene Ontology annotation, cellular component: cytoplasm. The transcript is spliced from 6 exons. Gene Ontology annotation, molecular function: protein tyrosine/serine/threonine phosphatase activity; MAP kinase phosphatase activity.